CCCGCCACUCCUCAUUCCCUUUUCGUUUUAACUUCGGAUUGGCUGUCUGGUCUUCACUCCCUUCCCCCGCCUCCAAGUUCCGUGUUGUAGGCAUUUAACUGUGAAUUGUGGCACCAAUACAUUUUAAAUUCAGUUUGCCUCUAGGCUUCUUCUGCUCCUCUGCAAACUUUAUCCGCCCUACGGUCAUGUCUGAACGAGGCUCAUUCGACACCAACGUGGUGACUUUAACCCGGUUUGUGCUGGAAGAAGGGAGAAAAGCCAAGGGGACAGGGGAGCUCACGACCCUGCUCAACUCCAUAUGCACCGCCGUCAAAGCCAUCUCCACUGCUGUGAGGAAAGCUGGCAUCGCAAACUUGUAUGGAAUAGCUGGGAGCACCAAUAUAACUGGGGACCAAGUAAAAAAGCUUGACAUUCUCUCAAACAACCUGGUGAUCAACAUGAUCAAAUCCUCCUUCACUUCUUGCGUUCUGAUUUCAGAAGAGGAUGACAAGGCCAUCAUUGUAGAACAAGAUAGACGGGGUAAAUAUGUGGUGUGUUUUGAUCCUCUCGAUGGGUCUUCUAACAUCGACUGUCUGGCGUCCAUAGGAACCAUCUUCGCCAUCUAUAGAAAGAGUACAGAGGAGGAUCCUUGUGAGAACGACGCGCUGCAGCCAGGAAGAAACAUCGUUGCUGCUGGAUACGCUCUGUAUGGCAGUGCCACCAUGAUGGUGUUGUCCUCCGGCCAGGGAGUCAACUGCUUCAUGCUGGACCCGGCCAUAGGAGAGUUUAUCCUGGUGGACAGAGAUGUGAAGAUCAAGCCUAAAGGUAGUAUCUACAGUCUGAAUGAAGGAUACGCCCAGUACUUCCACCCAGCCGUCACUGAGUACCUGCAGAAGAAGAAGUUCCCCGAGGAUGGCAGCGCCCCAUAUGGUGCCCGUUAUGUGGGCUCCAUGGUGGCCGACGUCCACAGGACCCUGGUCUACGGAGGAAUCUUCCUCUACCCGGCUAAUACCAAGAGCCCUGAAGGAAAGCUGCGUCUUCUGUAUGAGUGCAACCCCAUGGCGUUUAUCAUCGAACAGGCUGGUGGCAUGGCAACCACAGGAAGUCAGAACGUCCUGGAUAUCCAGCCAAUCACCAUUCACCAGCGAGUUCCUGUGGUGCUGGGAUCACCUGAAGACGUCCAGGAAUACCUUCAGAUAUACCACAGACACCAGGGCAACAAGGCCAACUGACGGAACACACAAACACUCCUAAUCACCAAGGACCCACGGUAGACCCAAGAUCUGACCUCCAUGAUCCACACUCUAAGAAACAAAGAGAAGACCAUCAACCCCUACAUUCCAGACCAAAGACUCAUACUCACACCUGUUUCCUCAGUAGCCAAGUCAGGGAACCUGAGUCCUUUGACUUCUCAUUCAUGCACCAGAAACUGGAGGGAGGCAUGGCAUCAUUGUGUGGCAUCUACUGAAAAUGCCUCUUAACAUUUUAUUCCAUGAGGCCCCUUUGACCAGUUGAAUCAUGUUGGCGUAUCAAUAAAAGUAAUGGGAAUAGCAUUAAAACAAAUGGGCAGAUACAGGACCAAGAGCAGCUGCAGUCCCCUCCUCAACCACUAAUGGCUCCCAUAACCGCGGGUUCAGAAACACAACGUUACAUUUUACUGUGAUAUUUAAAUACUUCUCUGCCGUACACAACAGAUUUGAUCUUGGUGGACAUAUUUUCUGAUGAUAAAUAUGCGAAAAAUAAAACUCUGAUACAAAACCGUAAA
Molecule: messenger RNA, 1744 nt
Organism: Esox lucius (northern pike)
Lineage: Eukaryota; Metazoa; Chordata; Actinopteri; Esociformes; Esocidae
Gene: fbp1a
Product: fructose-1,6-bisphosphatase 1a
Exons: 7
Coding region: 186-1211 (341 amino acids)
Biological process (GO): fructose 6-phosphate metabolic process; fructose 1,6-bisphosphate metabolic process; fructose metabolic process
Cellular component (GO): cytosol; cytoplasm
Molecular function (GO): fructose 1,6-bisphosphate 1-phosphatase activity
Source: RefSeq, a predicted model, not a curated record